Molecule: messenger RNA, 2766 nt
Organism: Cladocopium goreaui
Lineage: Eukaryota; Dinophyceae; Suessiales; Symbiodiniaceae
Source: the annotation of a GenBank genome assembly
AUGGCCAUGCACGGUGGACAUGUGGAGACCACGCUGAGCAAAACAGAUGGUUUUGGGAAGCUCCAGAACUGCGAUGACUACCUCGAUCGCCUCAACAUCUACAGGAUGAAGCUCCCCGCAACGCCUGAUGGGAGCAGCUUGGGCACUGUCGCGGGAGACAAGGAGGACCAGAUUGGCGAUCCUUCCAAAGUACAUGUCAAAGCUCCAACACGACCCGAUGAUGCCGGAUCCGAUGAAGAGGAUCCAGAGCUCUAUGAGCAGCUGUCGAAGCAACGUCGUCUGGUGAAGCGUGCCGAUACAGGCCAAGCAAAGAAAGGUGAAGCCGCACUUUCGCAGGUCUCGGAGCGCAUUCAAACAAUGGGCGACGAGGAUGAGGAAGUGAAGGAGCAAAAGGAAAGAGACCUGCUUGGCCUCAAGAAAGAGACCGACACCAAUGUGGCCCUGACUGCAACUACAGAGUUCUGCAACGUGGUGCAGACGCCUUUGGAGAAGAUCGAGACGUUGAAACACGAAAGCUUCCGAGGUUCAACUCUGUACAAGCAGCAGGCCACCCAGCGGAAGGGUGUGGCCGCAGGUGAGCGAAAAGCGCGCAAAGCCGGUCUGGCCGAAGAGGUGUCAGCUGUCAAGGAUGUUGAAGAAGAUGUGGAGCAAUCGCUGAUUGAGGAUUCUCUCGACCUCAGUUGCGCCAGCGGAUUAGAGUACCUCCGCGCACGAUCACAGAUCGGUUGCGAUCAGGACUCCCACAGAAUCCGAAAGCUUGACAACCGUCCAUUGGAGAUGUCCACUGUGGAUGGAGAUAUCAAGCUCGAAUACCGAGAUGACUUUGGCAGGGUGCAAACCCCCAAGGAGGCCUUCCGCUCCAUCUCCUGGAAGUUUCACGGCAAGGUGCCUGGCCGAAAGAAUAUGGAGAGACGUCUUUUGCGCUUGGAGAACGAGAUGAGAUUGAAGAGCAUGAACGUUAUCGAAGCGCUGCCUACGCUUAGGGCACUGCGACAUGUGCAGACGGCAGAUGCCAAGCCGUGCCCCGUUUGGGUCAUGAACCACUUCACCACUCCGAGUGUUAUUCCAAUGACGGUCUCCUCGCCUCCCAAAUUGCAAAAUGCAGGUUGUUUUGGUCAAGCUUUGCCGAAGCCUCUCCCAACUGAGGACACACUGAGCACAAGAAGCCAAGUGUAUGAGACGAUGUUCCUGAAGAAGCAGCUGGAUCAUUUCGACGAGUGUCCCAUCCAAAUGACCCCGAUGCUGGAACCAGUUCGAAUCGUGCACGAGGAUGAAGAUGCUCGUGUUGGACAACCUGCGCACAUCAUGGACUUGGAGGCUGCCAAUCGCUGGCUCUUUGAAUGCGAGGCAGAGGCUCGCUGUCCUUUUUGCAGAGGAGUCGUCUUACACAUUCAGGCUGAGCCGUCUGAGCAGUUGAAUAAGAUUCUUCCGCUGAUCGCUGAAAAGACCUAUACAAACCUCGAGAGCGUGGCGCACAAGGCUGUUCGUCUUGGAGACUCACGGCUGCUGGCAGCACUUUCUAGGCUGUUGCCAGCAAAUCGCUGGCGAGAUGUGCUACUCCAAAAAAACCAAGAAGGAAAGCUUCCUUUCGAACUUGUCCCUGAGACACUGCAAUCCGAGGAGGAGAUCUCUGCCUUCUACCAGGGUCUAAGUCUGCAUCCAGCUUCCGACCUUGAGGACUUCCAAGAUGUCAUUGUACAUUCAGGGCUCUCAGCGCGCUUUGCCAGAGGCUGCGAAGUGUGGUCAAGGCAAGAUCCUUCAGAUCCCAGACCCCUGCGAGCUGGAGAUGUGGCUGUGAGGGGAAGUUGCUUGUACUACUUGCUGGGUUCAAUGUGCCAGAAUGGUCAUGAUCAGCUACUUCUCCUCCGCUACACUGACAAGAGGGCCGAUCUUUGUCGAGCAGCGCUGCGGGCAGCUUUUUGCCAGGACGGACGUGUUCCCGAGCUGUACGAGCCUGGGGUGCGGCUGUCACUGGGGGCCACUUCUCAGUGCUUCUCUGGGCGGCAAGAUGUUUGGAUUGGUGGCAGCCCCUACUUGGACGACUUUGUGAUCAAAGGUCUCCCACCAAAGGCUGCAGUGUUACGCCACUCGAUGGGAUGGUCCCUCCGACUGCCUGCGGACCUGGUGGACCUGGUGGACCUGGAAGUUCAGGAGAGCUCUGGCAAUGUGUUGAUCGCAAGAGAUGGAUCGUACGAGUUGCCUGCGGAAGACACAACAGUGACAAUCCAGCCGUUGGGACUUCAGUUUCAUCUGCGGCCCUGUUUCCUUCCCCGCCGCGCAGUGAGUCGCGACUUCGUGGCCAGUCUACAGGAGCAGAUCCCUCGGAACGAUAGCGAUCUUCGACAGCGGCUGGUGCUUGUUCGCUUUGAACUUGAACAAUUUCGCGAGUUGGGACAUGAAUCCCGUCCCAGUCUUCGUUCUGAACACACAGGAGCCAUCACAUCGGAGUUCACCGUGGGUCGCCGCGGGGCGUCAUCCCUGGUGAUUCCCAUGGCCGCGAAUUUGGGUGCCUCAGUGAGUCGACAUCAUUGCUGCAUACAUUUGAAAGGAGAUCACUUGGUGGCAUAUGAUGGCGGCUCCAUGUGUGGCACAAAGUUGAAUGGAAAGGCUCUUGGCAGUAGCAUCUCAUCAGCUCUUCCAGUGGCUCAAGGCGAUAUCUUGGCUCUGGGAGACUUUGCACAACUACGCCUGGCCAAGGUAUCUCCAGUGCUGCAAGCAGAUGAUCACAACUCUCUGGCUGCCUUCUUCGGUGAUGGCCUUGUGUGA